Ostrea edulis (European flat oyster) is the source of this 4676-nucleotide messenger RNA. RefSeq names its product dnaJ homolog subfamily C member 3-like. The transcript has 11 exons. Gene Ontology annotation, molecular function: misfolded protein binding; protein-folding chaperone binding. Gene Ontology annotation, biological process: protein folding in endoplasmic reticulum. Gene Ontology annotation, cellular component: endoplasmic reticulum. The coding region runs from base 130 to 1623 and encodes 497 amino acids. Lineage: Eukaryota; Metazoa; Mollusca; Bivalvia; Ostreida; Ostreidae. The record is from RefSeq and is a predicted model, not a curated record.
CCGGAAGUUCAUGUUGACCAAUCAGUGUAGACCACGAGUUGCAAUUUUGUUUUCAGUAGAGAAGAGUGGCGAAGUAAUAGACAGGUUGAUUAUUGAGAGUUUGCGUGAUGUUUCUGUGAAUUUUAUAUCAUGAUUGAGGAAAAAAUUACAGAUAUGAACAUUGGUGGAGUUGUUAUUUUCACCAAAUCCUUAUUUAUAUUUCUUUUGCUUGAUGUUUACCUCAAAGGAUCACAUGCUAUCAGUAGCACGGAAGUGGAACAGCAUUUGGAGAUGGGGAAGAAAUUGUUGGCUGCAGGACAGCUAGCAGAGGCGUUACAACACUACCACUCGGCAGUUGAUGGAGACCCACACAACUAUCUUACUUACUUCAGAAGAGCAACAGUUUUUCUAGCCUUAGGAAAAUCUAAGUCAGCUUUGCCAGAUCUUACAAAAGUGAUUGAACUCAAGCCAGACUUUACUGCUGCAAGAAUCCAACGGGGAAACGUAUUGUUGAAGCAAGGGAAGAUGGAUGAUGCUGAGAAAGACUUUGCUGCAGUGUUAGAGAGAGGUCGUAAUGAUGAAGCUUAUUCUCAAAUGAAUGCAAUAGCUGAUCUUCGCGGGGACAUUCAAGAAGCAUACAUGUUGGUGGAACAUGGUCAGUUGCCUGCAGCUGUGGAAAUUUUAGGAAAAGUCAUAGAGAAAUGUCCAUGGGAUCCAAACCUUCACGAGACUAGAGCAGAAUGUUACAUUCAGAUGGGUGAAUACUACAAAGCCAUCAGUGACAUCCGUCCAACGACCUCGCUGCGGAGUGACAACAGACCGGCGUUUUAUAAGAUGAGUGAUCUCUACUACAAACUUGGAGAAGCUGAGGAGUCACUGAUUCAAAUCAGAGAAUGUUUGAAGCUGGAUCCAGAUGACAAACAGUGUCAACCACACUAUAAAAAGGUGAAGAAACUAGUGAAGCAAAUCAACGCAGCUCAAGAGGCCAAGGUCAAUGGUCAGUAUGAUGAGUGUUUGAACAAAGCAAAACAGUUCAUGAAGACGGAGCCAGACGAGGAGUUCUACCAGCUGAAGGGACAAUCUUUCCUCUGUCACUGUCAUGCUAAGGGUGGCAAUAUUCAGGAAGCCAUGAUGAUGUGCAACAGGUUACUGAAUAGAGAUCCAGAUAAUAUUGAUGCCUUAAUGGACCGGGGAGAUGCUUAUUUAGCCAGUGAAAAGUGGGAUGAAGCAAUAAAUGACUUUCAAAGGGCAGCUAAUAUGGAAGAGGGUAAUCGUAGAGCUCAGGAGGGGAUACAUCGAGCACAAAAACUUCUGAAACAAUCCAAAAAGAGAGACUACUACAAAAUUUUAGGAGUGAGAAGAACUGCAAGAAAGAAAGAAAUAUUGAAAGCCUAUAGAAAAUUGGCAGCUAUAUGGCAUCCUGAUAAAUAUGAUGGAGAUGAUAAAUCUAAAGCGGAGAAAAUGUUCAUCGACAUUGCCUCUGCCAAAGAAGUUUUAACAGAUCCAGAAAAGAGACGGAAGUUUGACGAAGGUGAGGAUCCAUUAGACCCAGAACAACAGCAGCAAGGGGGCGGGCCUUUCUGGCAUGAAGGAUUUAACCCAUUCGGAGGCAGUGGAUUUAAAUUCAAAUUCAACUUUAAUUAAUGAAGUGCCUCUGUUUAGGAGUCUUGUUAAAAUAUUUAUUGAUAUCCAAAUAUGUGUCUACAUGUGUAAGUGUGAGUGUAUGGAUGAAGUUAUUGUUGUGAGGGUAUGUUGGAUCUCAGACAUAGCAAGGAAAAUUAGAUUCAGUGAACAUCAUAUACCAUGAAUGAAUUUUUGUGUGUUGACAUCGAGGCAAGAUAUCUGUGAUUAUGUAUGACGUUAAUUGUAAGACACGUGUGACAUGGAGAGUGAGCUUACUUUCACAUUGUAUGUGUUUGAGUGGAAAGUUUUAAAUGUGAAAAUCUUUAUGUGUGUGGUGAAGUAAAUGUGUUACAUAUAUUAUAUGUUUGCAAAUUGUCAUGAAUGGUGUGACAAAAGUACUUUAUAAACAAUGUAAAUCCUUUGUCUCUCUGGUAGCUUGUGUGUACAGGGAAUAUUGCUGUGUGGUUCAUGAUUUGAAUGGUUGAAAUUUUGGCAGCAAAAUACAAUCAUAUGCACACAUGAAUGAUAAUUUCUUGAAAGACAACAAAAAGGUCAGAAACUGUGGUGUUUCUGCUUUUGGCUUGAAAAAAAGGAUAUGUACAUGUAUGUACACAAUCAGCUUGCAAUUAUAGGCACUGGAGUUGAAAUUUGGAGUGCUGGGGCUUUUAAAUUUGAUGUUGAAGAAGAAUAACAUUUUAUUAAAAAAGACUUGGAAAAUUUCAGGUUAAGAGUCCUGAGCAGGGCAAGAUUAGUUUUAAGAGUUCUUUUAUUCUUAGGAAAAUAUUUCUACAUGUAAGCAAAUAUGAAAAUUGAUGAUUAAGAUGUACAUAUGAUUUAGGAACUCCGUCAAAUAUGCAAAUGAAAAUGUUUGAUUUUUAGAGAAUUCUUUUAACAUUAAAUAUGAAAAAUUAAUGUUAGCUGAUUGAUAGAUAAGAUAUGUUGUACAUAUACAUAGAAAAAAGGUUACUAUACUAUUGUUUACAAAUGCAAUGUUUUGAUAUUAUAAGAUCAAACAUUCUUUUUGAAGAAUUUAUCAAUGUGUAAACUCUGCACAUUUUACUCACAAACUGAAUAAAAGUGCAAAGCACUUUUAUGUUAAGUUUGUGAAUAAAAUGUCCAGAGUUUACCCAUUGAUAAAUUCUUCAAAAAGUGUGUUUGAUUCUUAUAAUUCCAAUUCCUUCACUGAAUUAUCAAUAUAAUUUUUUUUAAAUAAUUUCCCUGCACUAUGCUUAUUGUUUUCAGGCGCGUAUGAAUACAUAGUGUUUUUUGGAUUUACCGAUAUAUUUAUUUUUGUCCAAUCAAAACAAUUGUAAUAAACAACAUUGGAAUUUUACAUAUAUAUUUACAUUUGCAAAUGUUUUCCAUAAUGUAAAAAUAUUAAUUACAGGAACAAUGUUAAAAUUUUAAAUGAACAGCAAUUUGCCAUGUGACACAUUUAUGGUGUCGUAAAUCUGCAUGAUUUAAAUUUCCAAUGUCAUAAUCCAGCAACACAUAUCAACAUUUUUUUCUGUCGUAACCACAUCUUUUAAGAUACAUGUACAUACUAUCAUUACACAUCAGCUAGGCACAAAUGUAAAUGUAUAUGAUAUUUCUGCAACUUCAUUGGGAUGUAAAAUGCAGUUUGUACAUGUACAAAUCUAUCAUAAUGUCCUGUAGACACUGUAUAGGAUUUGCAUGAUCAAUUGCAUUUCACUACGUAAUGAAGUUGUAGAUUCGAAUGUCAUUUUAUUUCUUAAGGUGACUCACUACACCUCGAAAGAGUUUAUCAAAUCAGCACAAGUGAUUUUAUUACAAAAGACAUGUGUGAUAUUGAGUGUACAUGUAUAUGUCAUAAAGGCAGAAGAUUGUAAAUUUUGGAUUAAAAAAAACAUGAUUUUUGAAAAUUUAUUUCAAUAGAUUUUGACAAAAGACUGGCAGAUUUGAACUCUGAAUCUGCAGGUCAUUAACCUAAUACUUUAUCACUGAGCUACGAUGAUAGAUAAAUUGAUCGAUACAAAUAUUCACAAAACAUUUAAAUUGCCAUCUUGUGACAUGGUGUCAUAAGAAGUUAAAUCUUGGUGUAAUGAGUGCAAUAUGUAAAUUUUUCAUGAAUGAAGAAAUCCAGCAAAAUAUGAAGGAAGCUCUCAUAAAUUUUUUGUAGAAUUUUACAUGAACCCCAGCACCAUGCAACUCAAUCGAAAUGGGGAGGGGUUCUAUGGUCAAACAUGAAUAGGAUAGGGGUGCUACAAUGUAUGACCAAACAAAAAUUCAAAACAAUGAAGCGAGCACCUGUUAUGAACCCCAAGUAUAAAUUAAAGAGUAGUUGUGCUUGUCUUACAGCUAUACACAAUUAUAAAAUGGCGUAGAACUUGUUUGCUACAGACCAAAAUGUGUAUAUAUCUUAUAGAGCUACUAGAAGAGCAGUGGGAAAAUUUUGCAGUGCAACAGCUGUUUUGUAAUUCACUGUAAAGAGUUAUUAGAGGAUUAAACAUUCUUUUUGAAGAAUCUAUUGAUGUGUAAACUCUGGACAUUUUACUCACUAACUGAAUAAAAGUGCAAAGCACUUUUAUGUUUAAGUUUGUGAGUAUUAUGUUAUUUGAUUUCAGGCAGGUAUGAAUUCGUCACAUUUUCGGAUUUAUUGAGAUGUGUAAAUUCUCGUUCAGCUUUAUUUUUAUCCAAUCAAAACAAUUGUAAUAAAUAUCAUUGGAAUUUAUUAUCAUGCAGUUAUAAAUGAAAAAAAAAACCCAGAAGAAAUAUAUACAAUUUUUCUUAUUAAUGAUCUUCAAGUUGUGUUUGGAAUGGGUUGCGGUAGUAAAUUUUACUUCCAUGAAGUAAGGAAUCUGUACUUAAACUCAAUACAGGGAAAUAACUCAGAGGUAAGAGACAGAAACAAAUCUCAGCUGUCUCUGGUCUAAACAUUUUGCAUUGUUGUACGUCAUUGAAAGAUCAACAUGAUGCAUUAUAUGUAUGUGGUAGUUGAUGUUAUGCAGUACUUUUGAAAGGUGUUUUUGCAUCAUUUGUCAUUUCAUACCGUUGUCUUACUGACACUAUUGUUAAUGAUCCAGAUGUUAAUCAAUACAAAUAAUACAGCCAAA